Molecule: messenger RNA, 3918 nt
Organism: Dermatophagoides pteronyssinus (European house dust mite)
Lineage: Eukaryota; Metazoa; Arthropoda; Arachnida; Sarcoptiformes; Pyroglyphidae
Biological process (GO): nuclear-transcribed mRNA catabolic process, nonsense-mediated decay
Cellular component (GO): telomerase holoenzyme complex
Molecular function (GO): protein binding; telomeric repeat DNA binding; telomerase RNA binding
Source: RefSeq, a predicted model, not a curated record
UCGAACUCAAAAUGAUAACAUAAUCAUCACAUUUACUGUCAAUUUGUUUUGGCUAAUUAUGUAACAGUUUUUGCUUGGUUAAAAUUUUUAUGAUUUUUUUUUGUUUUCGUUCCAAUUUUGGUUUGUUUGUUUUGGAAAAUCGAAUUGUUUAAAAGAUGUUUGCGAUUAAUCGUGAAAAGUUUUGCAGCAAGCUUCCACCAAGUCGAUAUGAAUUGGAAAAUAAGCACAAAUUGAUAUUGGAUUUAUCGAAUAAAUUGGAUAUACAACAUCAACAAGUUAAAACAUUGAAACAAUUAUAUUCAAAUACUUUGAUUGAACAGCGAAAACAAAUAUCGGAUGAAAUUAGUUUCCUUUUUAGACAUGCACCAAUAGAAUAUGGUAGAAUUUGUGAAGAUAUACUGUGGAAACGAAAUUAUUAUGAUUGUGUAAAAUUUUUUAAAAAAUAUCGCCGUUAUCAUCAGCAGCAAUCAUCAACAUCGGUAAAUGAUCCAUUGAAUAAUGAAUUGAUAAGUUUGUUUCGAUCGCAUCUGAUUUCGGGUAUUGGCCACUACCAUAGCCUUAUAGUAUCAUUUCGUAAAGGCUUUCAUUUGACGUAUUUGGAUCAAUCUAUAUUCUUGCCAAUUACUAGUGACCAAUUGCGAAAUUAUUCGUUAAUUGAUUCACCAUUUAAAGUGUCUGGAAAAUCGGCAAUCAUACAGAAACCGAAACAACGAUUAAUAUUUGCAAAUGAUGAUGAAAAUGAUCAGAUAAUCAAAAGAAACAAUUUUUAUGAUGAUAGUGGUGAUGAACAUGAUGAUGAUAAUGAAGCUAUUAUUGCGUUCGAUACUGAAUAUACCCAGGAUGAAAAAUUCAAAGAUACCUUAUUGUUUUUAGUUCAUCGUUUUUUCAUUUGUAUAGGCGAUCUUGCCCGUUACUAUGUGGAUUUCUUUCCAUCCGCUGUUGAUAGAUCGAUUGAGCGAUUUAAUGAACAAUUUUUCAAAAUCGCAUCAUUCUAUUAUCAAUUAGCAUCAUCAUUGCAACCCCAACUUGGUAUGCCAUAUAAUCAGCUUGGUACUUUAUACGCCAAUAGUUUUUAUGGUUUGGAUUCUAUUUAUUAUUAUUUUCGAUGUCUGAAUUCAAAGAAAAAAUUUCUUGGCAUCAAAGAUAACCUGAAAAAUACAUUCAUGUUUGUGCGAAAACAUCAAGAAAAUCAUCAGUUGCAAAAAUUCCUAGAUGUUUCAUCAUUUAACAAUGCAAAUUUUUUUGGUUCAUUAACAGAAGAGAAUUUUCAAACUGAUCAAGAGCUUGUUCGAUCAACAAUCAAUCGUAUGAUAGAUAUUUUCUCACAGAUAUUCAAUCAUAUUGAUGAAUUAGAGAAUGAAUCACAAUCAAUUCACGCAUCAAAAUUGCAUAACAAUAUUCAUGAUGUAUUGAUCUUGUUUCGUAAUGCCAUAAAUAUCGUGCCAUCUGAAACGAAAUCAUCACGCUUGAAACCAGAUCGAUUGACAUCUUCGAACAUUUUUCAAAUGAUUUCUAUCGUAAUGGUAUUGAUUGAUCAGAUAAAAAUAUUGCUGAAGAAGAACAAUGUCGAUGUAAAUUUGGGUAUGAUUGAAUUAUCGACACUCAAAUCCGAUGAUUUAAAAGGCAAUAUCGAUAUUCGUGGAAAUUUUCUUCUUUACAUUUCGUAUCAUUUUCUUUUCCAAAUUGUCACCAUGGUGAUUCAUCGUGAAUCCGAAGUUCUUAAGAAAAUGAUGUAUGCAUCACAAAAUUUGAUGGAUGACAAUCCUAGAAUUCUCCAACAAAAACAUAAAUUUGUUAACCGAAAAAAGAAGAAUAAAAAUCGAUCUUUCAAUUCUGGCGCAUUACGAAAACAUUAUCAAUCCGCUCAUUCGUUUUCGUCCGAUUGUGGUGAUUGUCCCAAUGAUGAAACAAUGGCUGAAUUGAAGAAUAGAGUCAUUCAGACAAUACAGGAUAUUUUGGAUUCAUCUGAAAAUGAAGAUGAUAAUGACGAUGAUGAUGAACUUAUUGUUUUAGAUACAAUUAACAGCGCCGAAUAUCAAAUGCAACAGAGCAAUGGAGAUGUUGAUUAUCCACCGCAUACGGAUUCGAAAACAUUUGAUCAAAUGCUGGCCUAUAUGUAUGCCGAAUCAUCUACUCCAAUCAUUAAAUUUUUCUGUGAUUAUCUACAAUCAAACGGAGAUUUCAUUGAAAUUUUGCAAAACAUGUCCGUUCUAACUGAAUAUUUUGAACAAUUUUUCAAUUUUCUGAAUUUGAUCAGCGAAUUUGAUUUACGUUUGAUCAUCAACUUCAAAUCAUAUUUAGAACAAGAAUUUCAGACAAACGUUAAACAACUUGAUAAGAUACAUAAGCUAAUCGAUUUGUUCAACUUUAUUAAUCAAUAUUCCAGUUAUUCAUUGAAAGAUUUCAAACAAUUAUUGCCGUUGAGUAGCGAAAUGGCAUUCAUGAAUUUAACCGAAGAGUUGAUUCAUUUUUACAAAUCGUUAUUCGGGUGUAAAGAUGAUUGGGAUCUAAUGAACAUGAAAAAUGAAUCAACAGUUGAAAAAUCCUGUUAUAUAUCAAUAAAAUCAAUGAUUAUUUUAGGCAUCAAGUUGGCCCUAUUAUCGUUAGACAAUGACAAUUUUAAAUUAGCCGUCACUAAUUAUGAUCUAAUGACUCUACAUGAUUUGAAACAGAAUAAGCAUGUUCGAUUCAAUUUCCAAUUAGUACGUCCAUUGGAUUCAUCAUCGAUUCUGAAAGAUGAUCGUUAUUCAUUGAUUGUAUCAAAAGCCGCGAAUAAAUGUGAGCAAUUGAUUCAAUUUGAUUCGAAUGAUAAAGAAGUUGAAAAUGUUUGCAAAAAUGAUGAAAAUAAUAUCACUCCAAAGAACAAGUUGCAAAUGAAUCAUAAUCCAAAAACUCAACAAAAUGAUGUCCAAAAGAAAAUUUCUGUAAUGAAUCAUCAACAGGUAUCAUCAUCAUCAAAAUCAUUAUUUGAUCUGGAAAAAUUACCCCAUCUUUUGAUUGAUCCAUUUGUCUAUCUUGAAAAUCUUGAACAAAUCAAACAAAUUGUUCAGCAAAAGAAAGCAUUUGUAAUAGUACCAAAAUUGGUAACUGACUUUCUCAAUAAUUUGAAAGAUAAACAAAUUCAAUCAGCAAUUGAAGCAAGUGAUUUUCUUCACGAAGAAUUUUUCCGUGGAUCAAGAAUGAUUAGAUUUAUUCGUAAUGAAGAUCGGCUAGAAUUAGAAAUGUUAGUUUAUCCUCGAAACAAUGUUUGGCGCCGUACUAUUGACGAUGAAAGUGGAACGGAUUCAGUUGAUCGAAAUGGAAACAAAUUUCAAGAUUUAGCUCUGUUUUAUGAAUUGCUCGAACAUUGUCAUCAUUUAUUGGUGAACAAAGUUUUGAUCAAUACACGUAUUUCGACCAUUGGAACUGGAUCAAAAGAAGAUGAUGAACAAAAUUCUCAACUGACAUUGAUAACAACUGAAACAAAUCUUGCCAAAUGGCCAUCGAACGCUUUAACAUCCAUUGCGCAAACUUGUUGCAUUGAUAUUGAAACAAUGGAUUCGUAUCUGGCCAAGCAAAAAAAUAAUAAUAAUAAUAAAAAGUAUAAGUUCAACAGAAAAUAUAAUCGACAUCCAAUCGCAAAUACAACAGCUUCAUCAUCUAAUCCUUUCAGCAACGGUCGUUCUCCUCAGAAAUCUUCGGCCACUCAUUUUCGACCAAUACAAUUUAUGGCCAAUUCGGGAACAACUUUACAUCGACAAGUGACAUGAUUGAUUAUUUGAAUGAUUGGUUAUCACAAUCCGGGUUGUAUUUUUUAAGUGGCAAACAUAUCAAUUAAAGUUCUGGAGUUUUCUUAUUGUGUGCUAAUUCUUGUUUGUCGCUACGCUUGUAAACAAGGAUCAAAUUUUAAUGGACGGAAAAAAAAGAAAAAACCAGAUU